UUGGGUGCCAUUGGGCAGCAGUGGGUUCCAAUGGGCUCCAUUGAGUACCAUUGGGUGCCAUUGGGUGCCAUUGGGUUCCAGUGGGCUCCAUUGAGUACCAUUGGGUGCCAUUGGGCAGCAGUGGGUUCUGGUGGGCUGCAUGGUGCCCCUCAGGCUCCGGUGGGUCGCAGUGGUGCCGAUGGUCCCUGUUGCCCCAUAGGGGUGCGCUCCGAGUUCGUGGUCAAGACGGCCAACGCGGGGUCGGGGGCGCUGUCAGUCACCAUCGACGGCCCCUCCAAGGUGACCCUGGACUGUGUGGAGUGCGCCGAGGGUCAUCGCGUCACCUACACCCCCAUGGCACCCGGGAACUACCUCAUCUCCAUCAAGUACGGCGGCCCGCACCACAUCGUCGGCAGCCCCUUCAAGGCCAAGGUCACCGGCCCCCGCCUGUCGGGGGGUCACAGCCUGCACGAGACGUCCUCGGUGCUGGUGGAGACGGUGACGCGGGGGUCUCGCGGCCCCCCCUCGUUUGGGGGGCUCCCCAAGUUCUCGUCGGACGCCAGCAAAGUGGUGGCGCGUGGGCCGGGGCUCAGCACCGCCUUCGUGGGCCAGAAGAACCACUUCACUGUCGACUGCAGCAAAGCCGGCAGCAACAUGCUGAUGGUGGGGGUGCACGGCCCGAAGACGCCGUGCGAGGAGGUUUACGUGAAACACGUGGGGAACCGGCUGUACAACGUCACCUACACCGUCAAGGAGAAGGGAGACUACGUCCUCAUCCUGCGCUGGGGGGACGACAGCGUCCCGGGGAGCCCCUUCAGGGUCACUGUGCCCUGAGGGAGAUUUGGGUUGAAAAAGGGCGGAUUUGGGUAAAAGGAGCCCGGAGAGCGGCAAUAAAAACACUGGGAUUGCA
Molecule: messenger RNA, 889 nt
Organism: Coturnix japonica (Japanese quail)
Lineage: Eukaryota; Metazoa; Chordata; Aves; Galliformes; Phasianidae
Source: RefSeq, a predicted model, not a curated record